Molecule: messenger RNA, 3182 nt
Organism: Boleophthalmus pectinirostris (great blue-spotted mudskipper)
Lineage: Eukaryota; Metazoa; Chordata; Actinopteri; Gobiiformes; Gobiidae
Product: voltage-dependent anion-selective channel protein 2-like
Exons: 9
Coding region: 132-983 (283 amino acids)
Biological process (GO): monoatomic anion transmembrane transport
Cellular component (GO): mitochondrial outer membrane
Molecular function (GO): voltage-gated monoatomic anion channel activity
Source: RefSeq, a predicted model, not a curated record
GACAGCUGUAUCUGGGGUCCUGCGGUGCGAGGUCAGCUCUCCUUCAUAUCGUCCUACACCGGCUUGCACAAUUUACUCUCUCUUUGUUUAAUUUAGCGUUUUUAGACACAUUUACGACUAUAAACGGCGUCAUGGCAAUUCCUCCCGCCUUCGCAGAUCUGGGAAAAUCCGCUAAAGACAUUUUCAACAAAGGAUACGGAUUUGGUCUGAUCAAACUUGACGUGAAAACAAAAUCUACAAAUGGUGUGGAGUUCAAAACCACUGGAUCGUCCAACACCGACACCAGUAAAGUGACUGGAGCUCUGGAGACAAAGUACAAAUGGUCGGAAUACGGUUUGACUUUUACUGAGAAAUGGACCACAGAAAACACACUGGGGACUGAAGUCUGCAUCGAAGACAAGAUUACUAAAGGCCUGAAACUCAACUUUGAAACUACUUUUUGUCCAAACACUGGUAAGAAGAGUGGUAAGGUGCGGGGAGCGUACAAGCGUGAGUUCCUAAACGUGGGUAUUGACGUGGACCUGGACUUCGCGGGACCCACCAUCCAGGGAGGGGGCGUGGCCGGGUACGAGGGCUGGCUCGCCGGGUACCAGAUGACCAUCGACUCGGCCAAAUCCAAAGUGACCCACAGCAACAUCGCCGUGGGAUACAGGACCGGGGACUUCCAGCUCCAUACCAACGUUAAAGACGGCAGCGAGUUUGGUGGAUCCAUUUACCAAAAGGUGAACGAUAAGCUGGAGACGGCGGUGGACUUGGCCUGGAGCGCCGGGAGCAACGGGACCUGCUUCGGAAUCGCAGCCAAAUACCAACUCGACCCAGACGCAUCUAUAUCUGCCAAAGUGAACAAUGCCAGUCUGGUAGGAAUCGGCUACAGCCAGAAUCUGAGGCCUGGUAUGAAGCUGGUGCUUUCAGCUCUGGUCGAUGGCAAAAACAUCAACGCUGGAGGUCACAAACUCGGCCUGGGUCUAGAACUGGAGGCAUGAGGAAGAUUCAAAACAAAUUAUCCACAGCUACGGAAAUGUACAGAGAGAACUACAAUUUAUCAAACUCUCACCUAAUGACUGAAGUUAUCUGCAUUUAAAAUAUUUCUAGACUUAUUUGCGUGUGAGACGGGCUUAUUUGACCAAUUUGAGGAGAUUUCCAAAUAGAUUCGAGAUAAUUUAAGAACAGAGCUGCUAUUUAAAAUACGUUUUAACAAAGUAUGCAAGUCUAUCGUACACUUGAGCUCCAAAUUAUUAUCAAAAUGUAGUAAUUUUAUCAAAUGAUAUCCUAGUUUUUCAGAUUUCUCAAAGUUCACUAAAUAAUUUUAACAAAAGAAUGUGUUUUGAAUAAAAGGGAAUAACUGAAUUUCAUACAUUGUAAUUAACACUAGUUGUAUUGGACAUUUGUGGAGAUUUUCAUAUUUUCAACCAAAAAACCAAAACAAAACAUAUGUAUUUAGACAUUUUGUAGUUUUCUCUAUCAUUUCCUUAGCUGUUUAAAUUAAAACAAGUAUGAUUAUUAAACUACAUGCCCAGUUCUCAAGCACUUGCGGUCACUGACUUUUCCAUCUUAAGUCAGUUUAUGUAUCUUUAUCUAUCCUCUUCUUUUAUUUAACCCAGGCUUAUUUAAACCAGAGUUACUUGAGUUGCUGACUGCGUGAUGACCUAGAAUGUAACCCACCUUUUUGCACAUCUAGAAAUUACUUAAUCUUUUACUUUCUUUGCACAUUUUUAUCCCAAAUCAAUGAAUAAAUUGUAAAAAACGCGUGUUAAAAAUGCUCCCACAGAGAUGAGGCGAUUAUAUUGUGUAAACGGAAAACUCACUGUAACCGUAAACAUCAGGGGUGGAGACUAAAUAAUGAUUAUAAAUGCGUUUUAAAUCAGAUGCCCUACCUGGAUAAGGUAAACUCUUAUAAUGAAAUGUUAUAACUGAUCUAUUGCUUUGUCACGUUUAAAGGGAUUACAAUUUUUAACCAAAUAUAUCUCAUAAUCUAGUCUUAUCUUCUCAGUGUGAAUGUUUCAAACUAACAAUUUCAGAAAGCAUGAGUUUAAAGGUACACUGCGUACAGUUUCAGGUUGGAGGUGCUGCUACCAUGGAGAUGCUGCACCUGUAAUGUUCCACAAUAUGAUAUUAAACUUGUAUAAGAUGCAUUUAUUCAAUAUUGGGUGUUUUUAUUGCUUGAAAAUACCUUUUAAAAACGUGCAUUCUUGUCCUGGACAUACACAGCGCGAUAUUUUCGAUGGUUUCACUCGGCCCCAGCUCAAACUGUACGACCAAAUCACAGGGUUUAAAAGUUCAUGUUCUCGAAAACCCUCACGAGAGGCGACUGGAUUUCGGGUUUGAUAUUUUUGUGACCUACGAAUGCCGAUCGGAAGCUGGUCGUGAGGUGUUAAUCGGUUCUCGUUACUCCAUUUUUACGACACGAAGCACAACACACGAUUAAGACAACUGUUGCACGAGUGAAAUAUCGGCUCAAAAAUCCCACAGUUUACACCCGGCUUAACUGUAAGUGGGGUCACCUCUUCACAGAUCUCACCCGUAAACCGACCUGGUGGCGUCUCCUCCUCGUUUUUUAUGAAGAUUGAAAAGUUUAAUGCCAUUCUUUGGAACACUGGAGAUAAAGCAAUAACAUCUCUACCAGAAAAGUUACACAGUGCACAUUUAAAGCUGCGUUCUGUAACUUAACUUUGCUUUUCUCUGUGGAGAUGUUGUUGCUUUGUCUGGAAUGUUUCGCAGUAUGGCAUUAAGCCUUUCUAUCUUCUUGCAGACCGCAGUUACAGGUCAGAUCUGUGGACGGCGCUCACAGUCAGAAUCCCUGUUUUUCUAGGUAUUUUUGGAGCUAUAAAACUAGGUAGAGCUGUUUUAAUGUCAUACUGUGGAACAUUUCAGACAGAGCAGUGACGUAUCCAUAGAAACGAGCAGGUGACGGACUCCCAACCAAAAAGUUACACAGUGCUCCUAUAAGAUCGACUUAUUGUCCCAGUGUUCGUCCCCUGAUAUUUACUGUAGAUGAGUUUAUUUUUGACCAUUUUUGUGACUUAUUCCAGCUAUUUACACCUUCAACUGCUGUUUUUUUCUUUCUUUUUUUUGUGCUAAUCUUCAUGAACAAUCACGAUUAUGAGGACUGUGAAUCUGGACAAAACUACAUCUGAUUUGAGUGUGUGCUAACUUUGCAAUAAACAUUUGAAUUUCACCACAAA